GAACUGUUCAACAUGUAAUUACUUCUCGCGCAUUCACAAGGCCGACACAUUGCGUUAAGGAUACAUGACAAUAUUGACACAUCUAACUAAUCAUUAACCAAAGAGACCAUGUUAUUUUACGCACUUAGUGCAUUUAGCGUUGCAGCAUUUGGAUUAUUUGUAACUGGAGAAUACAUACUUCCUGUAACUACAUGCAAUCAUGAUUCAGUUGAUUAUUCCGCCUGUUUAAAACAUGCUAUGGAAGAAGCAUGGCCGCGUUUUACUGCAGGCCUUCCAGAAAUUGGAUUUCCACCUAUGGAUCCAAUGACUUAUAAAUAUGGUGAAACUACAUUUACUACCGGUGAAUUACAUGGAGUAUUAAUUGUAUCAAAUGUCACUGUUAUCGGAAUGUCACAAUUACAUGUAUCUGAUGUAAGAACGUAUUUUCAUGAUGAAGUUUUUCAUUUAGAAAUUGAUACAUUAAUACCACAUAUCUUUCUACAUGGUGACGUGAUGUUUAAUGGUUUGCUAAAUGUAUUCAAACUUUAUUCUAAAGGUCACUUCAAUCUAACUAUAGGUAAUAUCAAAGGAGUGUGGAAUUUAACAGGACAUGUAAUUAACGAUACAUGGACUGCAGAACAUUUCCUUUUUACGCCAUCGUUUGCACAAUUUAAAGCGGGUUACAAGAGUGUAAUAGGAGAAAACCAAGAAUUAAUGAAUCUUGUCAUAACUUUCCUAAAUGAAUUCUGGCCGUCAAUAUAUCGACUAGCAGCACCAUACCUGAUCAACACGUGGGAUUCAUGGUUGGCUAAUAAUUUUGCCAAUAAAUUUUUCUCAAAAUUUCCCUUCUCAGAAAUAUUUCCAUAAAAUUCAAAUAUAGUGUUAAUAACUGUCGUAAUAGCAUUCAUGUGCAGAAAAACGAACUAAACUAAAUCGAAAUGUGCUGUAUGUUAAUGACACAAUUAUAGUUACGCCCUACUCCUAUGUAUCCAAUACCCUUGUAAACAACUCGUGAAAACUGUAAUACUUUUUAACUUUUGUUUAUGAGCAAAAUAAAUAAAUAAACUUAAAGAAUUAA
This is a messenger RNA of Solenopsis invicta (red fire ant), 1057 nucleotides long. RefSeq lists its product as uncharacterized. The transcript has 6 exons. The record is from RefSeq and is a predicted model, not a curated record. Lineage: Eukaryota; Metazoa; Arthropoda; Insecta; Hymenoptera; Formicidae. Bases 109 to 846 code for a protein of 245 amino acids.